CUCCUGGUUCAUAGGUCGAUGCUCAACCACUGAACCACACCUGCUGGUCAAACACGACUAUUUUAUAUACAUUGUUCUGCGACUGCUUUUCCCCCCCUCAGCAUAUCAGCUUAUAAGUUCUGCCUGAUUUCCAUGACUGAAUAGUAUUCCAUUCAUAUGGUGAUAUUACUUAACCAGCCUCCAACUAGUAGGCAGUUAAAGUGUUUCCAGUUUUUUGCCAUUAUAAUCCCACCACCUUUUGGUGUAUAGGACGACACUCUAACCAACUGAGCCACCCGGCCAGGGCUAAAUUUUGAUAGAUAGUGACAAACUGCCAUCCAAAGAGGCUGCCUAGCUUAUUCUCCCAACAGCAAGCAUAUCAGAGCACCCAUUUUGCAUUUUGCCCGUCUGAAUUUCAGAGUUGUUUUAAUUCACAUUUCUUUAAUUACGAGUUACAUCAAGCAUCCAUGCAUACAUCUGUGAGCAAAGCCAUGGUGUUGGAUGAGCAGUGUAUGUUUCCUGCUGUAGGUCUGGGUGCCUCCGUGGCGAUUCUAACUUAAUUCAGCCUUUCGGAUCCAGGUCACCCCUCCACCCCAGUUGAGACCCAGUGCUCUGAGGUUACUUGGCUUAACAAAAACGUUCCUGUCCCCCCGCAUCAGCUGCCCUGGGGUUUGAGAUGACCAGUUAAUAAUGCUGCACUUUAUUAACUCCACUUGGGGCAUCUGUUUUGACAGGCACCCUGGUAGCUAAUGUCAGAAGAAAGUGACUCUCUGAGAACUAGCCCUUCUGUGGCCUCACUUUCCGAAAAUGAGCUGCCACCAGCACCCAAGCCUCCUGGCUAUGUGUGCUCGCUGACGGAAGAACUGGUCACCAAGGCCAGGGAAGAGCUGCAGGAGAAGCCGGAAUGGAGACUUCGAGACGUGCAGGCCCUCCGUGACAUGGUGCGGAAGGAGUUCCCGAACCUGCGCACCUCUCUGGACGAUGCCUUCCUGCUGCGCUUCCUCCGAGCCCGCAAGUUUGAUUAUGACCGGGCCCUGCAGCUCCUGAUCAACUACCACAGCUGUAGGAGAAGUUGGCCUGAAGUCUUCCAUAACCUGAAGCCGUCGGCCUUAAAAGAUGUCCUCGCUUCCGGAUUCCUCACCGUGCUGCCCCACACAGACCCGCGGGGCUGCCAUAUCCUCUGCAUCCGCCCAGACAGAUGGAUACCGAGCAACUAUCCAAUUACCGAAAACAUCCGAGUCAUAUACUUGACAUUAGAAAAGCUCAUUCAGUCUGAAGAAACCCAAGUGAAUGGAAUUGUAAUUCUUGCAGACUACAAAGGAGUGAGCUUAUCAAAAGCAUCUCACUUUGGCCCUUUUAUAGCCAAAAAGGUGAUUGGCAUCCUUCAGGAUGGCUUCCCCAUUCGGAUAAAAGCGGUCCAUAUCGUGAAUGAACCUCGAAUAUUUAAAGGCAUUUUUGCCAUCAUAAAACCAUUUCUGAAGGAGAAAAUAGCAAACAGAAGGAGCGCGCACUCUGCCCCAGAGACAAAGCCCAGGCCCUACAGUGGGUCUUGUGUGUUGGUGAUGACUCAGCUGAGAAACACUCCUGCAGGAUGUCCAUACAUUCUCUGUUGGCUUCUGAUGACUCGACAGGUAAGUACUCACAUUGCAACAUCGCUCUUCAGGUCAGCCUUCCCGGAGGAACCUGUGGAGCUUAAGCUCUGUCUGUUUCUCACAUCUGGAAAAAUGGAGCUAAUGGCUCCAACCCUUCUCACCCUAUAGUAGUGUUACAAGGUAGUUAGGAUGCACUUUAUAAGCCACUGGAGUUACUGUCUAUGUUAUGAGUCAGCAUUUUCUUGUUUCUUUUCUAAAAUACCUUAGUUUCCCUACUGCCCACUCUUUACAUAGUACUGGUUUGGCAUUCCUAUAAUAAAUGGCAGCAAAUGUUUCACAUUAUUGCAUUUAUAGUUGAGUAAUAAAAUCAUUUAAGGUGCCACUUUACUAGGAAAAAAUGUUUUUAACUAAAUGUUCACCCUCUUACCUGAUAAGGUGCCAGCCAUUAGGGAUACAGUGACCUAGUAAGAUACUAGCUACUGCCUUAGCGGAUUACUAACUUUCCUUUAUUAAUGAUGGGUAAGCUUAGAGAGCCAGCUGACUCCCCUGUAGGUCCAAGCAGUCUCUAGUUUAUCUUGUCUCCUACAUCCUAGUAGGCCAAGGGACAAUGGGGCCUAACCGAAGAAAACUAAGUCAGCCUGGGGUUUGUUUCUGUGUAACUGAGGGCAGAGCACUAAGUUCUCUAAGCGUUGGUUUGACCUAGAAAAGAGAGAAUCACCACCACCUUGCAGGGGUGUGGACAAUGCCUGUUCAUUGCUUGGUACAUGUAGGUAUUUAUGUGGUAGUCAUGACUGUUCUUCACCCGAGGUUACAGGCAUCGCAUGGUGAGUCACCCAGCAGGACUUAGAACAUCACUGAGUAGGUAACACAAUGGAUACAAUAGACCAACACAAAGGAGUAAAGAGAUGAAGUGCUGCUCCCGUUAGUAAGCACAAGCCUGGUAUGUGCCAUCCAUCUGCAAAGAUCAAAUGCAUGACUCAUAUUACUGAAUACUCAUUUUAGCUUAAUGUGUAAAAAGAAAAAUACAGCCAAGCAAGGACUUGGACCAAAAAGCUGUCCUGGUUUAAAUUCAGCCUGAGUUAGGAUUGGGUCCAGAACAUCAAAAGCACUGACAACCAGGUCCAUGGUCAUUCUUUGGCAGUACCUUUGGUUGUCAAGAGAAAGUUUUAUUUCCCAGCGAAAUGAGGACCUUGUAACAACCACCUAGAAAGUAAAUAGCCAGGAUGGGCCUACAAGCUUUCUCCCAGAUGUAACUAGGUCUCCCAGAUGUUGCCUUUGAUGAAUCCCUACAGCAUACUGCGGACCUCAAAGCCAGGGCCUGAUCGGUAGUCCUGGGAGACAGACAGAGAUGGGGCUGUGAGUGGUGAUGAAACACUGGGCGACUCAUUGGGGUGAGAUGACACCAUGAGGUCUGACGAUUCAGAAUACCCCCCUGCUUUACAGUCUGACCGUGGGCUUAGGUAAGAUGCCGAUGUCUAUGCUUGUUUGUGAUUCAGCACUCACGUGUGUAAUCACUUCAAUCUUGGCUAAACUACUGGGCUUCCAACUUAAAACCAUGCACAGCAGGGACACUGCCCCCUAAUUUUUAAAGAUAAUUUGUUAUUUUAAAUUAAAUAUCAAAGUUUCUAUCGUGAUAAAAAAUUUAAAAACUUUAUUGGACUUUAUUAAACCUAUGUUACAGUUUAUUGCUUUUAUUUUGAAUUAUAUAAGGUGGGGAAGGAGGUGUACCAUGUUUCUAAAGUUUAGGACCUUUAAUGGGUUUAAUCUGGGUGGCCCUGCUGUUAAGGAAAGUGGGGUAUCUGCUUUACACUGGAAAAGGGCUAAACCUGCCCUGUCUGCCCCCCAAAUCCUUUACAACCUUAUCUCUGUA
Messenger RNA from Myotis brandtii (Brandt's bat), 3441 nucleotides. It is a transcript of the gene TTPAL, whose product is annotated as tocopherol (alpha) transfer protein-like. Gene Ontology annotation, molecular function: phosphatidylinositol bisphosphate binding. Gene Ontology annotation, cellular component: membrane. NCBI's taxonomy places the organism in Eukaryota, Metazoa, Chordata, Mammalia, Chiroptera, Vespertilionidae. Bases 729 to 1739 code for a protein of 336 amino acids. The record is from RefSeq and is a predicted model, not a curated record. The transcript is spliced from 4 exons.